AUCAAAUGCAAGGAAUGGCAGAUCAAUUGGCGUCCAAGGAAGAAUUAUUUAGUCAAUGGCAAGCAAAGUUGGUUGAACAGACACAAAAAGAACGCGAUGUUCUAAUUGAAGAGAUGGAUGAAGAACGCGCGCAAUUUAAAGAACGAAUCAAUCAGCUCGAAGAUGCUUUAAAUCUUGCUAAUGUAGAAAUUACUAGAUUAACUAUCGAGAUGGCUGACCUAACCAAUUCACAAAAAAAGAGAAUGUCAACAACUAGUACGACGGAUGAGAAUAGGUCCUCCUUGGAUAUACUAUUUAAUGGCAAUAAAAAUAAAGAGGAUGAUCGAUACGAACUCACGAAGCAAAUCUUAGAGAUCACACAACGAAGGAUAAGUUUACAAACGGAGCUUACAUUAUUAGAAGACCAGUAUGAUGAUUUAAAG
Messenger RNA from Dentiscutata heterogama, 422 nucleotides. The record is from the annotation of a GenBank genome assembly. Lineage: Eukaryota; Fungi; Glomeromycota; Glomeromycetes; Diversisporales; Gigasporaceae.